AUCCAUUGGAGGUGUGUCUUCAAGGUCAAGGUCUUUCAAACAUUUAAUAACAACACAGUUUAGUGACAAUGUCGAUGAAGGCAAGUUCAACUUUGUGUAAAGUAAUCUUCAACAGCAGCCCUCGACUCUUGGCAUGUCGAUCACAAGGAACUGUUGCACAGUCGCAGAGAACUUCAGAAAAAGCAGCAAAUAAAACAGCUGCCAAAUUCAACUGGCAGGAUGCCCUUAACAUGGAAAGCCAGCUGACGGAGGAAGAAAAGAUGGUGCGAGAUUCCUUCCGUGCUUAUUGCGAUGACAAGCUCAUGUCAAGAAUUAUAAUGGCCAACAGAAAUGAAAAAUUUGACCCAGAAAUAGUGUCAGAAAUGGGAUCCAUCGGAGUGCUAGGGCCCACCAUCAAAGGAUAUGGAUGUGCUGGUGUUUCCUCGGUAGCUUACGGCCUGAUAGCUAGAGAGGUUGAAAGGGUAGACAGUGGCUACAGGUCAGCCAUGAGUGUGCAGUCCUCACUUGUCAUGCACCCUAUCUAUGCUUAUGGCACAGAGGAACAGAAACAGAAAUAUCUGCCAAAGUUAGCAAAAGGUGAGCUGAUCGGCUGUUUUGGGCUGACGGAACCAAACCAUGGGAGUGACCCCUCGUCCAUGGAGACAAAAGCACGAUACAAUCCCUCCAGUAAAACCUACACAAUGAAUGGAACAAAAUCAUGGAUCACAAAUUCCCCUAUAGCGGAUGUAUUUAUUGUGUGGGGUAAGUGUGACAAGGAUAAUGACAAAAUCCGAGGGUUUAUCCUGGAGAAAGGGAUGAAAGGCCUGACUGCUCCAAAGAUCGAGGGAAAGUUCUCACUGAGGGCCAGCAUCACUGGACAGAUCGCCAUGGACGAUGUAGAAGUCCCCGAGGAAAAUAUGCUGCCUAAUGUCAUGGGCUUAGGGGGCCCAUUUGGCUGUUUGAACAAUGCUAGAUAUGGAAUUGCCUGGGGAACACUUGGUGCAGCAGAAUUCUGUCUGGAGACCGCCAGGCAGUACACUUUAGACAGAAUACAGUUUGGAAAACCUCUAGCCAAAAAUCAACUUCAACAGAAAAAAAUGGCCGACAUGUUAACUGAAAUCUCAAUUGGUCUUCAAGCUUGCGUACAGGUUGGAAGACUAAAAGAUGAGGGGAAGGCAACACCAGAAAUGAUCUCAAUGAUCAAGAGAAACUCAUGUGGCAAGGCUUUGGAUAUUGCUCGAGUUGCACGAGAUAUGCUCGGAGGAAAUGGAAUCUCGGAUGAAUACCACAUCAUCAGACAUGUUAUGAAUCUGGAAGCUGUCAACACAUAUGAAGGCACACACGACAUCCAUGCCUUGAUUUUGGGUCGAGCAAUCACUGGGCUCCAAGCUUUUACCUCCGACUGAAUGAACUAUAAAGAGUGGAGUGUUGACUUUAUUGUGUCUGUGAUAUAUAUCAAAAAAAAGAAGAAGAAAUCAACAGCCGAAAAACUUCAAGUGUUUGAAAUUUUAUUUUUGUCAGCUAAAAUUAAUAAGCCUAUAAUUUAUGACUCUGGAAAAUCUUAUAUGGACAAAACUGGUAUUUAUUUACUAAUAUUUUUUUUAAGAUUUACUAAAAAUUGUCUCAUAUGGAACUUGUGUGCUAAACUAUAGUAUUAUGAAUUAUGGUACAUGGUACAUUAUGGUACAUUUUUAUCUUUUAAAUGCUGAUAAAUGCAUUAAUUUUCCUUGUCGAAUCCGGUAUUUUUUAUACCCUAUCUCUAAAUUUUGUUUAUAGAAUUUCUACAGAUUUGAGAGUUUAUGUUUAUUUUGGAGGCAGAUAUCAUUGAAUUCUAUCAUGACUUUGAAUUUGUAUGUAUAAAUACAUGAACAUGUAUGUUUAUUCAAGGAAAUACUUAAAAUACCAUGUGUUUUUUCAAUGUUGUGAAUAUCUUAAUCUUGUUUCAUCGGGUAUUUUAAAAUUGUGAGAUUAUACGGAGUUGCAAUUUGAUUAUUGUUUACUAUAUAUAUAAACAUGUACAAUCAAGUGUACAAAUCUUCAACAGUUAAAAAAAAAAUCACUAUGUGAAAUAGAUUAGGCGUCGAUAUGAUAGGAGAAAUAAACAAUAAUUUUUUUUUUCAGAUCCUUUUCCUCGUUUUCUACAAAGCGUUAUCAAUCCUUCCUUAUUCGAAGUGAAUUAUAUCUAUCACCGAUCACGGCUUGGUUUCCCGGCUUCAGUUCCUUGUAUGAUGAUUAUUGUACCGUUUCCUUCGAGUCUGUAUGAUUUAUACAUCAUGUACAGAUAGGACACCUGUUGUGUUUGUUUACAAUUUGACCAAAAGGACUUAUAAUAUUUUUUGUAUUACCGUGAUACCACAUGUAGUAUAGCGCCCCUACUAGGCUUUGAACUUUGUUCGCUUGGGUUUAAAAUCUACAACAGUUUUAGAAAAGUUAAACAACAUAUGCAAGAGGAAAUACAUAGAGAUGUCAAAUAAUUACCCAAAUCAAAUAACUAAACUUCAUGAUGAAAUUUUCUAUGAUUAAGGAAGCGCAGAGUUGAAGCAUUUAAAAACCAGACUGAAGUGAUGAAAACUUGAAAUGGGAAAGAUACCAUUUAAAACUU
Messenger RNA from Magallana angulata, 2581 nucleotides. RefSeq names its product glutaryl-CoA dehydrogenase, mitochondrial-like. Lineage: Eukaryota; Metazoa; Mollusca; Bivalvia; Ostreida; Ostreidae. Gene Ontology annotation, molecular function: flavin adenine dinucleotide binding; fatty-acyl-CoA binding; glutaryl-CoA dehydrogenase activity. The coding region runs from base 69 to 1385 and encodes 438 amino acids. Gene Ontology annotation, cellular component: mitochondrial inner membrane. Gene Ontology annotation, biological process: fatty-acyl-CoA biosynthetic process; fatty acid beta-oxidation using acyl-CoA dehydrogenase. The transcript is spliced from 11 exons. The record is from RefSeq and is a predicted model, not a curated record.